This is a messenger RNA of Ostrea edulis (European flat oyster), 4475 nucleotides long. RefSeq lists its product as uncharacterized. Bases 139 to 1557 code for a protein of 472 amino acids. NCBI's taxonomy places the organism in Eukaryota, Metazoa, Mollusca, Bivalvia, Ostreida, Ostreidae. The transcript has 5 exons. The record is from RefSeq and is a predicted model, not a curated record.
CUUGUACAUUGCUGUUAUCUAUACUAUAUCGAUCAAAUGAAGAACAUUUUUUAUAUUCGAAAUAAUUUUUACGUUAGUUUCGUUGCAGUAAGACAAGGAAGAAUAAACCAUGGCAUUUUACCGCUCUGAUCAUAAGACAUGGGAUAUGACAGAAAAUCAAGAAAUUGCCUACUGAAUACCACAGCUAUUGAUAAUUUCUUGAAAAAUGAUGUUUUGGAUCCUUUUCAUGACAAGACAAGCCAACAACAAACAAUGAGCGCCCAGGAAGAAUGCUUCUCCACGGGUGCCCAAGCUAUUUCCACUGCAGUGCCUCCAAGAAACAACUUCCAAGAGCGGUUUGUUCUAGAUGCGAUAUUUUCUGAGUACAAAGACAAACCGAUCAGGAGAAGUAACAUCAUCAAACUGGGCGACGAUUUAUUGAAACGUGGUAUCCUCACUAUAGAACAAUCAGAUUGGGAAUCGUUAAAAAAGAUGAAUAAAUUAACUAUUCUCUCUCAAAUAUUCAAUGGUCCAUGUAAUCUUCAGGAAACCUUUACGACCCGAAAUAUUUGUAUGAGAUGGGUUUAUGAUUUACGUCGUUCUGAUCACGAGAAGUUUCUUCAGAAAGAGACUGAAUUCAUACUUGAGAGACUCUGUGACGAAAGGGCAGCAUAUCGUGUAUCAGAACAAUGGUGUGGAGAAAACAAUUUCAAAACCGAGGACAGCUCAGAUGUCUUGCACAAUAUUUGCAAGGCCUUACGGAAAUCAGAUAAGAAAUUUGUGACGAAAUGUAUAACAGAUGAAUUGAAACAGAGGGAAGAAGAAUUUGGUAAAUUUAAACAAGAAGAAUGGAUAUCUGCAGCAAUUCACAGCCCCGAGGCUAUCACCUGGAAUCCACUUCUGUUUGAUGUAUGUGCCACCAAAUUUAACACCGUGAUAUCUAUCAUUACUAAUAUGGCAUUACCUAAGGACAAGGAAGUUCCGGUCAUGUGUGAGUGCCGAAUAUAUCCGAAGACGAACUAUCGAACAGCUAGAAUUAUUUCUGCAACAACAUUCAUACGAAAGACGUUUGAAACAUACGUAGGUGCAGUACAAGACGUAUUUGAUGAAAAUAAAAUGGAUGUUUUGAAAGUAAAUUCCGAAAACAUGAGGAUACAUGAGGACUUACAAAAAGCCAUGAUUAACAACAGGAAAUUGUUGGAGGAAAGAGAUGGACUCUUGCGUCAACUUAAAUCGAACAAGCAAACGGAAUUAUAUGCUUUUGCAGCUUUUCAGAGAGCAAUUGACGAUUUGGAACGCCGUAAUAAAGAAUUAACAACAGAAAAUACAGACCUAAAAACUAUGUUAAAGGAUUAUGAGAAGAAAAAUGAAAAAAUUGAAGAACUAGAGAAGAAAGAUAAAGAAAAAUCAAAAGAUAUAGAAGAACUAAAAAAAGGAAUGGAACGAAUGAAUGCUUUGGAGGGUAUGGUCAAAUCACUAUUGCCAGAUGCAAAUAGAAGUGGUGGAUCUAGCGGUACUCGAUUUGUCAUUGUAAAACCCACUCCCAAGGGCUCUGCCAAAUCUGUGACUCAUAAAUAGUGACAUAUUUUGUUAAUGAUUGGAUUAUAUUCAUCGCUAUUAUGAUGUAUGUACUGUGUUAUCAUGAUCAAAUAUGUGUAAAUGAUAGAGUUUGUGUACACGUAGCGAAUACUUUACUGAAGUUGUUAUCAAUGUCUGUCAAAAUAUGCAUGUAGAAUUACAAAAACUGGUAUUUUCACCUGAUAGUUCAGAAAAGUGCAUUAAUUAAAAUGGCGAAUGGCACUUGGAUUGAGGUCCUCUGACAAUACGGUUAUUCCCUGGAACCCCAUACAAAAGUAUUACAUUUAAAAUGUGCUUUCUUACACACGUAUUUUUUAUGGUCUAGCUAUAACUGUCAAUACACUGCUAUGGCAUUAAAACUGGAGCAGAAAACUAGAACAUAUUUUGAAUACUUUUCUUUUAAUUUUAGCUAUAUUUUCAAUCAUGAGAUUGUUCUUUACUAAUUUUUAAACUAAAGUUGACAAAUUACUCCAUUGACCACAAAACUUUUGGUCCAACCAUACAUGUAAGGUCGACAAUCGUGAAAAAAUAAACAUUCAUUGGUACAAUAGAUUGUUUUAUUAUGGGUCGACACAAGCCGGCCCUGUUCUAUAAGUUUGGAGAAGUCGCACGCGUUUCUGUGGGACAGGUGUCAUUUACCGCGGAAGUGUUCUGAUAAAGAAUGACGUUUUUUAUAUAUCAAUUUAUUUUUUUUUUCAGACAAGGGUUUAUUCAUUAUAUUUUUUAUGACUACGAAAAAAAUAAUUCAUGGUUACUGGUAUGAUAUGUAAAACUUCCGACUACAAUUCUUAAAGCGCGUAGCUGCUUUAUUGCCACCAGUUGGAUUUUGCUUUCGUCGUCACGUUUCUGGUUUAUCGCAACCUAUAGGCAAAUUUAUGCAUCGCUGUAGUAAGGAGGUCGUGUUUAAAGUAGUCGUAAUUUUGCAACCGAUCUAGUAAGGGGUUUACAUUUAUACCUGCAGGGGCAAUUUCCCUCCCGGAAAUACAGUUCGUUGGACAGUGGAUAAAAUAUGUAUAAAAAGGUGACAAUUUUGCCUUCAUUCUGGGGAAAAGUGGGACACAGAAGCAGGCCAUUCUUCAGUUAGAAUUCCCGCUUGAAUAUGCGUCUGUAAUAAUUAGAGUGAUUAUUAAGAAAUUCAAAAUUUAAAAAUCAAUAAGAAUCUGUGCAUGAAACCGUUUUGGCUAGGUUGCCUUUGUAUUGUAACCUUCGCAUAGCCGUUAGAGGUCAAGAAAAUCAAUACUUUUCCACGGUGCAAUCUAUAAUUAGAAGCCACGUCAUUAAGCUAUACACGAGUCAUGAGUGUUUUCCAUUUGUAUUUUAAUUUUACCAACAUCUACACAGUAAGAUCCGCGUCGAUCGUGAACGAGAAAGAACUUGGGUACGAUUAUGUUUUGACAGCGAAGGACAGAGAUCGGUAUCUCAGAGGGGCGAUAUUGCCUAACGGAUUACAUCUCCCCCGAUCAUAUAUGUAAGUAGGUCAUGCAAGAAUUUAAAGCAUGCAACGGUGUUAGGCUUACCUUACCAUUUCUAAACGACCAAGAUAUUCUUUAGAAUCAUCAUCAACACAAUGAAGUUUGAUUUCGUUUUUUAGUUUGAAAAAAUGAGACUGAAAGUACUGAUCUUGGGGGAGGGAAAAGACAAAAGGUAAAAAAUCAUAGGUCUGUGUUUACGGAAGGCAAUGCCCCGGUUUCAAGUCUUCAAAACACUGCAUGGAAUUUUACGACGGCUGUGUACUGAAAUAGAUAUGGUUAAAACAAGUGUUAGAUAAACGUUGCCAUUGUGUCAAGCAUGAAUGUAAAAUUGUAUGCGGUCCAUAGCACCUAACAUACAAUGAAAAGUAAUCGUGUUUUCAUUUUUUUUUUGUACUUCAAACAAACAAUUGACAAUGACAAGUAUAUGCUACAUGUAUUUCCGAACUUACAAAGGAUGAAGGAGGGGAAGGGGGCAUGGUUUUACUGUCGUUGUUUCCCGUCCCCACAUUUUGUUUUCGUUGAACGAUCUUUUCAUAUAAACAAAAUGCAUAUAGUUUUUCGUUGAGAUUCUUCUUCAUUAUUUCUAACAGGAACAAUGUUACAUGUAGUAGUGAAGAUUUUUUAUUAAAGAUCAUGGGGACCGAUACCCUUUCCACGUCUGGAAUAUGGUGAUACCAAAUAAAUAUAGUAUAUAGUCCGUAUAUGAGUUUACAGAAUUUAAUAUGAAGGUGGUUUGAUUAUGGAAAUUUCACUGGCUGACUCCCUAAGCUAAACUUGUUGAUACUAGACUGGUCCUGCCUAUUCCGCAAUCUCUUUGUUAAGGGACCAGUCCAGCUUAGUUGCGUAUAACAGAGCAGUUUCAAUGAUACCGUUUGAAAAUUACUUUUGUAACGCUUUAGUGCCUAGCUUGGGAUUCUCAUUGAGCUUAUACAUUUACAUGUUGUAAAUAUUGUAUAUUUAUUGCAAGUCACUUCUGUUACUUUUUUCCUAUUAGAACUCCUACACAAGCUAGGAAUCUUAUGCUUUUUAGCUCACCUGGGGUUCAAGUGAGCUAUUCUGAUCACAUUUUGUCCGGCGUCCGUCUGUCUGUCUGUCCGUCUGUCUGUAAACUUUUCACAUUUUCGACUUCUUCUCCAGAACAACUUGGCCAAUUUCAACCUAACUUAGCCAAAAGCAUCCUUGGGUGAAGGGCUUUCAAGUUUGUUCAAAUGAAGGGCCAUGUCCCUUUCAAAGGGGAGAUAAUCACAAAAAUGCAAAAAUAGGGUGGGGUCAUUUAAAAAUCUUCUUCUCAAGAACCACUGGGCCAGAAGAGCUGAAAUUUACCUGAAAGCUUCCUGACAUAUUGCAAAUUCAAGUUUGUUCAAAUCAUGGCCCCCGGUGGUAGGAUGGGGCCACAAGGGGGGAUCAAAGUUUUACAUACAAAUAUAUAGGGAAAAACUUUAAAAA